AUGACUCAAUCACGGUUCUGUCUAUGUAUUCUUAUUCCACUCUUCUAUCUAUCUAUCUAUCUAUCUAUCUAUCUAUCUAUCUAUCUAUCUAUCUAUCUAUCUAAUUCUAUUCCUAUCUAUCUAUAUCAUUCUUUUCCAAUCUAUCUAUUAAUAUAUGUAUAUAUGUGUUUGUGUGUAUGUGUCUGUGUGUGCAUAAAUUUAUUCCUAUCUAUCUAUCUAUCUAUCUAUCUAUCUAUCUAUCUAUCUAUCUCAGUCGGUUCCUCUAUCUAUCUAUCUAUCUAUCUAUCUAUCUCAUUCUAUUCCUAUCUAUCUAUAUCAUUUCUUUCCAAUCUAUCUAUUAAUAUAUAUAUAUAUGUGUUUGUGUGUAUGUGUCUGUGUGUGCAUAAAUUUAUUCCUAUCUAUCUAUCUAUCUAUCUAUCUAUCUAUCUAUCUAUCUAUCUAUCUAUCUCAGUCGGUUCCUCUAUCUAUCUAUCUAUCUAUCUAUCUAUCUAUCUAUCUAUCUAUCUCAUUCUAUUCCUAUCUAUCUAUAUCAUUCUUUUCCAAUCUAUCUAUUAA
This is a messenger RNA of Acanthosepion pharaonis, 555 nucleotides long. Lineage: Eukaryota; Metazoa; Mollusca; Cephalopoda; Sepiida; Sepiidae. The record is from the annotation of a GenBank genome assembly.